Talaromyces stipitatus ATCC 10500 is the source of this 1529-nucleotide messenger RNA. Its product is annotated as mitochondrial import receptor subunit (Tom37), putative. The transcript has 3 exons. Gene Ontology annotation, biological process: mitochondrion organization. Bases 63 to 1367 code for a protein of 434 amino acids. Gene Ontology annotation, cellular component: SAM complex. Lineage: Eukaryota; Fungi; Ascomycota; Eurotiomycetes; Eurotiales; Trichocomaceae. The record is from RefSeq and is a predicted model, not a curated record.
ACGCUCCGAGGGUCACGCAAGAAUAUACCCAAGCUAUCAUCUGUCAGCUUGCAGAGGCAAAAAUGGUACUGGAACUUCACAUCUGGGGCCCGGCAUUCUCCCUGCCAUCAAUUGACGCCCAAUGCCUUGCUACAAUCGCAUAUUUUGUGAAGACGGUUCCCAAGGGCAAAUGGGUGGUGGUUGCGUCGAGUGAUCCUUCUGUGUCGCCUACAAAUGAGUUACCGGCAUUGAAAGAUGGACAGAUAUGGGUUUCCAAAUUUCGGAAUAUAGUCGAUUAUGUACGCCAGUAUUCGGAAGGGAAAUGGGAUCUUGAUGCGGAUUGGGAUGGGUUGGAUAAAGCGGAUAUCACAGCGUUCUCCGCCUUCCUCGAGUCCAAUGGUCAACUCCUCCUUGAUCUUUCGCUCUACGUUUCCAGCCAGAAUUACUACGCCGGUACAUCUCCCGCUUACGGAUCUAUACUCACCUGGCCGAAUCAAUGGAUCUUACCUCCGAAGUUGCGUAAUGCCGCCAAACAUCGUACAGAACAUCUGGGUCUCUCUUCACUGGACCUCGAAGCGACUGAGGAACAACAAAGGGAGCGUGAACGGGCAUCAGCCGGUGUCUCAGCGGGACAGAUUCCGAAAAGUCUGAUUGCGCGACCUCGCGAGACUGUUUCGACGUUAUUGGGUAAAACGGCGCAAUAUAGUCAGUUCCGGCUUGAGGCUUUGACAGCAGAGUUGUUUGAGCCACUUGACCAGCUGUUAGGCGCGAAGAAGUAUUUGCUAGCUGAUGGGCAACGACCGUCAAGUUUGGAUAUGUUGGUGUUGGGUUAUUUGUCGCUUGUUUUGUUUCCCGAAGUACCUGCUGCAUGGCUUCGGGAGUCGCUGCGAACGAAGACGCCUCGACUGGCCAAGUAUGUGGAAAGAAUGCGCGUUGAAUGUUUUGGUGGUGUUGUGAUGCUUGAAGAUGCAUUCCCGGAAACAGCCGAGGUCAAAGCAAAAUCUGUUCUUCCGUGGAAACAACCCGAGAGAAUCAACGCAGUCAAGAUUGGCAGCACCCUACUCAAAACUCUCGCGGACGCUACUCCGAUCUUAAAAGAUUUUCGCAUGAACAGUCGAUUACAGCAAGCUGCCAAAUCAUCGCCGGCCGGGUUAGACGAUAGAGAAGCGAAAACCGUCUCGAAUUAUGCGAAUGCACAGCGUCGGGAUUUGUAUAUCUCGAUUGCAUCGGCUGCUGCUGGAGUGGUAGCUAUGGUGGGAUAUUUGACGUACAAUGGGGUCAUCAAUUUAGGCGGCGACAAUUACUAUGAGGAAGAAGAUGAGGAAGCAUAUGAGCCGGAAAGUUUAGAUAAGAUGACUGCUCCCACUGUUGCGAGUUUGUUUGGUUGACCUCUUCCUUCUUUUCCUCUAUUUUCUUUGACCUGUACGCCAUCUUUUCUUCUCACUUUUUGCAUAUAUCUAGACCGAGCGGGCGUUUUUUCCUUUGUCUGAUCUCACGUUGUUCUGAUAUCGCGAGUGAAUGUACCAUAGUUUAUCUGAUGUACUAUGUAU